UUACAAAUUAGUCAUCGCCAUUGUUUUGAUGAGUGCUAACACAUUUGGGAUGUCCCAAGUGUACUGAUAAGAAAAUGUGACUAAAUGAAAGAUUAGUUAGUCUGUCACUGAAUGUCAUCCGUUUCUGUUUGUAUCUGCCAACAAUGAGAAGAUAUCUAUUGGGUGCCGUUCUAAUUGCCUUGGUCUUCGAGGCCCAAGCGUUCUUUAGUUUGCCUCAUUUGUGGAGAUGUCCACAGCUUCAAGAGGAAGACGGAUUUCAAAUUUUGAGUUAUAUGGGCAUUUGGUACACACAGGCUGGAUACAAAAUAGACUGGGUUCAAGGUGAGGGAAGAUGCAGUAAGGCAGUCUAUAACUAUGAUUACGACAGACACAUUGUCAACAUGUACAGUAAACAGAUAUCAUCGUCGAACAAGUGGGUUACUCUGAAUGCAACUCUUAUGGAAAAUGACAGAACUAAACAAGAAGGAAAAUUUAAAAUCACAUACGAUCUAAAUUUUUGGGGAGAUGUGACGAUUCCAUACUGGGUCUUGGGAACAGACUACAACACCUACUCUGUUGUAUACAGCUGUAAAAACUUCUUGUACUUCUUCCAUUACUAUUCCUGUUGGUUACUCAGUAGGGAACAAGAUCUAGACGGCACAGGGCAGAGGCCUCAGUACGAAGCCUUGGUUAAUGCUGUCUUGGAAAGUAACAAUAUCCGUCCUUCGACCUUCAAGCAAAUCGAUCAGUUAAAUUGUGAUAUUUAAGGGAGCUGUAUUAAGAAACCAUAGUUUUCACACUUCAUAAAAUUAUGACUGAUAUAUUUAAUAUUUAAACAUUGUACUAUGGAUAAAUAAUCACAUCCUUAAAAAAAUGUAGUACUUGACGUUAUUCUCUGUUACACGAUGUUCCAAAUGUAAUAAUUACAAUAUCUUACAGAAAAGAUAUAGACGCCGGUAAGGUACUUUUAUAACUGAUUUUGAUAGCUUUGGUAUAUUUAUUUGGUAUGUUUUGAAUUAAUACUAUUCAUCGUGUAACAAGAAAAAUAAAUUUAUUAUAUUGUUACUGUCAA
This is a messenger RNA of Homalodisca vitripennis (glassy-winged sharpshooter), 1051 nucleotides long. RefSeq names its product apolipoprotein D-like. The transcript is spliced from 6 exons. The record is from RefSeq and is a predicted model, not a curated record. Gene Ontology annotation, molecular function: pigment binding. Bases 144 to 746 code for a protein of 200 amino acids. NCBI's taxonomy places the organism in Eukaryota, Metazoa, Arthropoda, Insecta, Hemiptera, Cicadellidae.